AUGGCGGCCGCCUGCGCCAGAACGCUUUGUAAGGUCGGCUGGAAUAUUUCGGCAUCUGCAGCCGCCCGUCGGCCCGGUACGGUUUCCUACCUGGUGGGGAAUGUGGGUGCACACGGGUCUAGGAGGGCGUACGGCACCGGCGGGACCGUGGUCCGCCCCAAACUGCUCUCCUCUCUGCGGGGAGGAGGAGGCAGGGUGCUGGGCUGUGCCUUCCUGCUCGGUGGAGGUUUGGGUUUAUAUCACACUGUGAAGUUCAGCUUCCAGCAGCACCUGGCCGAGGAGGAGACCAAGGUUUCAGGAGGAGGCGUGAAGCUGACUCUGUACCAGUACAAGACCUGCCCCUUCUGCAGCAAGGUGCGGGCGUUUCUGGACUACCACGGGCUGCCGUAUGAGAUCGUGGAGGUGAACCCGGUGAUGAGGCAGGAGAUCAAGUGGUCGGCCUACAGAAAAGUUCCUAUUCUGAUGGUCGAUGGCGAACUGCAACUGAAUGACUCAUCUGUCAUCAUCAGCUGCCUCAAGACAUAUUUAAUCAACAAGGAGAAAAGUGUGUCUGAGGUCCUUCGCUGCUACCCAGAGUUGAAGUUUGUGAAUGACAGUGGGAAGGAGGUGACGGAGUAUUCCAACAAGUACUGGCUGAUGCUGAGUGAGGACGAGACCUUGGUGGUUUACCCCGAGAAGGGAAUGCAGAAAGAGGAGAUGAAGUGGCGUCAGUGGGCCGAUGAUUGGCUUGUGCAUCUUAUAUCUCCCAAUGUGUACCGCACUGCCGAUGAGGCCCUGGCGUCCUUCGACUACAUCGUACGCGAGGGCAAGUUUGGUACUUAUGAAGGGUUCUUUGCCAAAUAUGUCGGCGCUGCAGCCAUGUUUCUCAUCUCAAAAAGGCUGAAGAAACGACACAACCUGCAGGACGAUGUCAGGCAGGAUCUCUACAAAGCGGUCAACAGCUGGGUGGCAGCCAUUGGCAAGAAGAGGAAGUUCAUGGGUGGAGAGCAACCCAACCUGGCAGACCUGGCAGUGUUCGGCGUCCUCAGAGUGAUGGAGGGCCUGCAGGCAUUUGACGACAUGAUGGAGAACACCAAGGUCAAAUACUGGUACAGACGCAUGGAGAGAGCGUCGCUCAACCACGAGGGCCGCAACUGAAGGAACAGCUGAAGCAGACCACAGAACACAGAGCGCUUCCAGCCUCAAAAAGACUGAACAGUAAACCGCCAGCUUGACAGUGACCAGCAUCUGGAAGUGGGAAGUCCUGCUUUGAUUCUGGAGAUUUCGGUUUGAGAACAUGCACAACUGCCCUGAUUGAUUUCCUGCCAGAGACAUACAAGUGGAAACCUAUUGAUUUGUGUAAGAGAGGUCACAGCAGACAUUUGUGUAGAUAAAGAUCACACACGAAAACACUUUUGCCAGAUAUGUAAUUUUACCCUUUAAUGACACAGCUGCUUUGUGGAGGAACCGUGAGUCUGCUGUUCAUUUAAGCAUCUUUUACUAACCUCUACUGGUGAACUGUGGUAACUGCACCAAACAUACUGUUUACAUACUUGGCCAACACAGUAAGGUCACAUUUUCACGUUUUGGGGAGGUGAAAAUAUUGUUCUUUAGUAGUUAGCCUGCAAGGUUUCCAUGCAGAUCUGGAAAAGUCUGGAAAAUAUUUUUAGGACAAAAAGUCAGAAAAACUGCUUAACUGAAGUACUUUUCAGUCCUCCUCAUGACCAAAAAAGCUGUAAUUUGGGAGCUGCUGCUUGUAUUUCACAUACAGUACUGUAUAUUGUAUUUAUGAAAAACAAAACACUGUUCAAAUCUAUAAACCACAAAUAUUUAAGUUUGAGCUUUCAAGUUCUUCUGACUGUAAAAAAGGGAACAGAGAGAGAGAACAAGAAAAAUAAUUCACUUCACUUGGAGUAUCAGAUACACAUCACUGACUUUAAAGUGAUCGAAAUGUUUUUGUCUAGUUGACUCUCAGGUUGCUCAGCUAAUUUAUCAUUAUUUUAAUUCCAAAGGCAGACGCGUGGUUGCCUAGGAUAUUACUGCUUAUGCCAAUUUUCAUCUUGGUUCAGUAGUUUCUGUGUUAACUUGUCAGAGAUAUCAUGAGAUCGGGGUAUGUCUGUGGUAGUUUGUUGCUCUGUGUACCUGAUGCAGGAUCAGUCUGGCAGCGAGGAAUGAAUAUGCUAAUCGGUUGCUGUUCUCUUUGGGGUAAAGUAAAAUAAAAUGUUAAGAACUGGUGAGCUGCCAGUUUGAAUGUACUUAAUGUGCAUAUUGCAGAUCAAGUUAUUAAUUAAUUGUAUUAAAACAAUGUGCAUUAGA
Messenger RNA from Chelmon rostratus (copperband butterflyfish), 2295 nucleotides. RefSeq names its product prostaglandin E synthase 2-like (gene ptgesl). The record is from RefSeq and is a predicted model, not a curated record. Bases 1 to 1137 code for a protein of 378 amino acids. Gene Ontology annotation, cellular component: mitochondrion. Gene Ontology annotation, molecular function: prostaglandin-E synthase activity. NCBI's taxonomy places the organism in Eukaryota, Metazoa, Chordata, Actinopteri, Chaetodontiformes, Chaetodontidae. The transcript is spliced from 7 exons.